ACCACCACAGAGCACUUCGCUUCCUGUGCCUUUAAGGACUGCUGCCCUGUGCCAGGGUCUUGACCUCAGCAUCCUCAGCUGAGUUGGAUUAAGGGACCGUUUUCAUGCCAUUGCGAAUUCCUUCUGGCUGCUGUCCCUUCCCCCACACAGAGGCAGAACAGCCAGUAGCCCGAAUCAGUCUGCCAAGGGCAGCUGGAGAGUUGGUCUGACCUGGCAGCCCCCGCCCUCAGAGAGUAGAGGCUGCUCCUUUGAUAGGCGGUUUAGGGGCACGGAGUGGGCCCUUUGGGGUCUUGGGCUGUCACGGGAACUCCAGAAGGCAAUGCAGAGCCUAGAGCCAUGAAGGACUGCUCAGAUAUCAUCCUCUGUGUGGAGACAACAGAGCUGAGCAAGACGGAGUUCUGCAAUCCUGCUUUUGAGCCUGAAUCAGGGCUGCCUCGCCCUCCACCUGCCUUCCGGGAGGACCCCAGCGGCCGCUUCCGAGCUCCCUGGCAUGGUCAGCGCCCCCGAGGGCUGCAGCCAGACUGCCGCUUCUCCUGGCUGUGUGUCCUCCUGCUGGCCAGCCUGCUGCUCCUGCUGCUCGGGCUGCUGGUGGCCAUCAUCCUGGCCCAAUUGCAGGCUGCAUCCCCAUCUGAGGCCGCCUUUCAUCUACCGCCUUCCCGAGGCUUCACCACCACUGGGGCCCCUAAAGGGCAACUGGAGGCAGGCAUGAGCCCCACACCCCAGUCCACCUGUGGGGGCCUCCUUCCUGGCCCAAGGGGCUUCUUCAACAGCCCCAACUACCCAGACCCUUACCCACCCAACACCUACUGCGUGUGGCAUAUCCAGGUGGCCACAGACCAUGCUAUACAGCUCAAGAUUGAAGCUCUCAGCAUAGAGGGGGUGGCUUCUUGUCUUUUUGAUCGCUUGGAAAUCUCCCCCGAGCCUGAAGGCCCCCUCCUCAGAGUGUGUGGGAGGGUGCCUCCCCCCACACUCAACACCAACGCCAGCCACCUCCAGGUGGCCUUCGUCUCUGACAGCAGCGUGGAAGGAUCUGGCUUCCACGCCUGGUACCAGGCUGUAGCCCCAGGGCACGGGAGCUGUGCCCACGAUGAGUUCCCCUGUGACCAGCUCGUCUGCCUGCUACCUGACUCAGUGUGCGAUGGUUUUGCCAACUGUGCUGAUGGCAGUGAUGAAACCAACUGCAGUGCCAAGUUCUCAGGUAUGGCCCCCACCAGCCUCAGGGCGGGCACUGUCUUCAGGCAUCUGAUCCAGGUUGAGGCCGUCUUCCUCAGGCCUGGCCCAGCCCCAAACCUGCCUGGUUACUCUUUUGGCCCAGAAUUUGUUUCCCCACAGGCAUGGCCAAAACUCCUCUGCCGUCAAUGCCAGCCCUACUGGGUGAAGGCCCAGACCUGGCAAACUCAUGAGCCCCUCUGCCCCUGUACAGGGUGUGGGGGGAACCUGACUGGGCUCCAGGGCAUGCUCUCUGCUCCCAUCUACCUGCAACAGUAUCCUCACCACCAGCUUUGCACCUGGCAUAUCUCAGUGCCCGCUGGACAUGGCAUAGAACUGCAGUUUCACAACUUCAGCCUGGACACUCAGGACGCGUGCAAGUUUGACUAUGUGGAAGUUUAUGAGACCAGCAACUCAGGGGCCCUCAGCCUCCUGGGCAGGUUCUGUGGAGCAGAACCGCCACCCCAGCGCCUCAUCUCCUCGUACCACCAGCUGGCUGUCCUUUUUAGGACAGAUCAUGGCAUCAGCGGUGGGGGCUUCUCGGCCACCUACCAGGCCCUCAAUGCCACAGAGAAGCCCUGUGGACCUGGAGAGCUCUCCUGCCGGGAUGCAGGGUGUAAGAGUCUGCAGUGGAUGUGUGGUUUAUGGAGAGACUGUGCAGAGAGCAGUGGUGACAACUGCAGCAGCCCCUUGUUCCCACCCCCAGAGCUGGCCUGUGAGCCUGUCCAGGUGGAGAUGUGCAUCGGUCUGAGCUACAACACCACGGCCUUCCCUAACAUCUGGGUGGGCAUGGCCACCCAGGAGGAGGUGGUGGAGCUCCUCAGAGGUUACAAGAGCCUGACAAGUCUGCCCUGCUACCAGAAUUUCCGGAGGCUCCUUUGCGGGCUGCUUGUGCCCCACUGCACCCCGCUAGGCAGUGUCCUUCCCCCUUGCCGCUCUGUCUGCCAGGAGGCAGAGCGCCAGUGCCAGUCUGGCCUGGCACUCCUGGGCACCCCCUGGCCCUUCAACUGCAACAGGCUGCCCGAGGCAGCUGGCCUGGAGUCUUGUGCCCAGCCCUGACCUUGAAGCCGGCCCCUGCCCUCUGCUGCCCAUCCUCCUUUGCCUAUCAGGGCAGGCAAGCAGAGAAGCAAAGGAAGGGGGCCAGCAUGGGACUCUGCCCAUCUCCUCUGGGUCUCCCCAGGGAGGGGAAGAGAAGUCCUUGGGGCUAAUGGGACCCUCCCACCUUCCCAGAUCCCUCCCCAUCCCUUUACUUGCUCCAGCUGCUGCAAACAGCUGGCCUGACUCCACCACCUAUACCACCAACAAUCUGGACCACUUCCCACCCAAGCCUCUGACCCCAAUUUGCUACCUGCUUUUUCAGGCUCUCCGCCACUCACCUUCUGACAUUUUCAUUUACUCAACAAAAAUGUACUGAGUGCUUAGUUACAUGGCAAGCCCUGUUCUGAGCACUGGGAAGCUGCUUUGUCUACUGCUGCUGGAACCUUCCACCCUCAGGUCUCAUCUUACCUUUCUC
Sus scrofa (pig) is the source of this 2722-nucleotide messenger RNA. RefSeq names its product membrane frizzled-related protein (gene MFRP). Gene Ontology annotation, molecular function: protein binding; serine-type endopeptidase activity. The record is from RefSeq and is a predicted model, not a curated record. Lineage: Eukaryota; Metazoa; Chordata; Mammalia; Artiodactyla; Suidae.